AUGACUUCUGCUGCCAGUGACCAUCACCUCCCCAACCAGCCAGCAUGGUAUCGUCUGCUACCCAAGCCUCCUACUGGGCAUAACCUGGCAUUGCGACGUGGCUCAUCCCUCGCCCAGCAUCAUUUAUUUCGUGACCGGUCUCCCACCGGCCGUGCUGCUCGUCAAGAUGGGGCCACGGUCCAGCUUCCUGAACGUUCAAGUCAUCCUGCUACCGCUGUCCGUGAAGAGGAUAUAGAACAACCUCGGAAAACGGCCAAUGGUGACUCUGGGUCCAUCUCGCCCUCUCGCCGAGGCCGGUCUCUGGACAUGGAAAUCCAGCCUGCCGUGAGCAAAAGUACCCAUUCCCGGGAGCAUAUCUGCUUGUGCCCCGCGAGUCCCAAGAUUCCCAGACCUCGCAACUCCUUUAUUUUGUUCCGUCAACAUCAGCAAUCCAGUAUCAUCGCACAGAAUCCCGGGAUUCCGAAUCCGGAAGUAUCAAAGAUCAUUGGCGAACAAUGGCGUGGUCUGUCCGCCGAGGCCAAAGAGGAAUGGAAUCUGCUUGCGGAAGAAGAGAAAACUCGCCAUCAACGACAGUAUCCCGGUUAUCGUUACCAUCCACGACGCAGCGGCCGGGUUAGCAACCAGUCCUCUCUAUCUGGCCCUUCGUCCACCGAAACCCAAGAGUCGUGCCCCAAGUGUGGAGGAAAGCCAAUGAACUAUUACAGCAACCCGGCUCCUGUCUAUACUCCGCCGCCGACGUCUGCCACUCGACCAACGAUGGCUGUUACGGUCCCUGCGAAACGGGGGUACGUCGUCAGUGCGGCACCGCCAGGCGCGAGAAUCCACGGACAGCCCGCUCUGUCGCCUGAACAUGUCACUUUCCAGCGAGUCGACCCUCGAUUGGUCUACGCCGUCCCUCCUCCCUCGCAAACAUUGCCGACUCCCCCUUCUGCAGAGUCACAGGAUGCAAAGAGGCGGCGAUUCAACGGCCCCGGUGUCUAUGUGCCUGCUCGUGAGGUGUACCCGGACGCAUCAUACUCUUAUGCCCAUUCUCCCACCACCGGCGGUGUCUAUGCCCGUCAAGAGACCCUGCAGCGCCCUCAACAGAUUGCCCUCCAACAUGUGCAGGUCGCCAAUCCGCAGAUGGUGUCGCCUCCUCGAGCCGCAUACCCUCGCCCACCGCAGCUGCAGCCAAUUCGACCACCACCACCUCCUUCCCACCAGAGAAAUCGAUCGAGCGUCGCUUUGCCUCCCAUAGAGACCCUGGUGACGCAGACUCCGGUUAAGACGCCGUCCACGCAAUCUCAGAGCUCCGGCGUCGAGGCUAUGAUUAUGUCCAUCCCGAUCUUGAACAAAAUCAAAGUUCUCUCGCAGAUCUCCGGUCCAUUGGCGGCACCCGGUCUCACGUCGCCAAAACCAGAAGUUCGAGGGGCCAUUAUCGCCGUCGAGGGCAUGGACGCAGCCAGCGUCGACAGCAUGACCAACUCUCUCGCCGAACAGUUGGAGAAGGAGGGCAAGUUCGCCGUGAGGAUCUUUGGAGGUCCGGAUCCAUACUCUACCAUGCGUGAUGCAAAGACCAGCCUGGGUGAAGGAAGGAAGAGAGGCAUGACACCCGACGCGUACUUGGACAUCAUGAGUCAGUGGCACAAAAUCAACAAGGAUAUGGUCGACUACAUUUCUUCCAAGCCGAGGACAGGGACGCAGUUAUCUCCCAUUGUCCUCGAUUCCCAAGACGAGGACCAUCGCAUGACUGAAGCGGACGAUCACCAGCAGUCGGGGACCGCAUCCGACGCAUCUCGUGCGACAGAAGAACAGAAGACAGAUCAGCUUGACUCGGCCAUUUCACCCCGGACUAUCAGCAAAGCCGCCGAUAUGUCCAUCCACUCGCCUUUCGUCUAUCCGGUCGGCCACAAAGGGAGGAGUCACAGUACACCCGGCUUGUGGGCCAGCAAGGAGUUGACCGGGUCGGACUCGCGAGCCACACCGCCGCUGCCGACCUUCCCACGUCCCCUGAACUCGAAGCGCAUUCCCCCGCCGCCCACGACACCUCCGCCCCCAGCCGCCUCGACCUCUUAUCCGCUGUCGCUCGUUCCACCCCCCUUACCAGCAUCUUCGGUCCCCCGACCAGCAACCGUUCAGCCACUGGCACCGACCACCGCCAGUUCGCCCACCUCGUGUACCCCUUAUGGCGGCGUCAUCCCUAUUGCCAUCGUUCCACAUUUUCAACUGACCACCGUCGACGCGAGCUCCAUCAGUAUGCCUAUCGGUGACGGCUUCUCGCCGCCCGCUCACUGGCAGUGGUUUGCCACGCUGUGGCGCGGGAGCGUUGGCCCAGACAUCACCAUUAUCAUCAGAGGAGUGGAUGAAGAGCCUGCGGACGGUGGGGAUGUGGUCAAGCAGACACCCGUGCAGGGCAAUCAUCCUGUGGCGCGGGACAGAAUCUCCAGCGUGGCUUCGUCACAAUCCCACACCGGAGGAACGGGGGUCGAGAUCCGGUUACAAGAUGCUCGGGCGGUGAUCGUCAAGACGGGUAUCGCCGGAUCGCAUGCUUCGUUGGCAGCCGCUGGUGAAGACGGAAAGGGAGCAGCAGCCACCAAGACCCCGAUGGGGCCGCAACAGGCCAAGGAGAUGGAAAACUGGGAGAAGGCCAAGAGGAGGGUUGGGUUUGAGGUGGAAGAGUUCUUGCGGAGAUAA
This is a messenger RNA of Fonsecaea erecta, 2673 nucleotides long. RefSeq lists its product as hypothetical. The record is from RefSeq and is a predicted model, not a curated record. Gene Ontology annotation, molecular function: RNA polymerase II cis-regulatory region sequence-specific DNA binding; DNA-binding transcription factor activity, RNA polymerase II-specific. Gene Ontology annotation, biological process: cell differentiation; anatomical structure morphogenesis; negative regulation of transcription by RNA polymerase II. The transcript is spliced from 3 exons. Bases 1 to 2673 code for a protein of 890 amino acids. Lineage: Eukaryota; Fungi; Ascomycota; Eurotiomycetes; Chaetothyriales; Herpotrichiellaceae.